GCCAAGCUGGAGCCUGCAGCGGCGCCAGCGGCGACCCCAUCCAGGAUGGGGCGGGGUAAGAUCCAGAUCAAGCGGAUCGAGAACACCACGAGCCGGCAGGUGACCUUCUGCAAGCGCCGCAACGGCCUUCUCAAGAAGGCCUACGAGCUCUCCGUCCUCUGCGACGCCGACGUCGCCCUCAUCGUCUUCUCCGGCCGCGGCCGCCUCUACGAGUACGCCACCAACAGUGUGAGAGCAACCAUUGAUAGGUACAAGAAGGCAUGCAAUGACACCGGUAGCAUUGGAUUUAUUUCAGAAGCAAAUGCUCAGUACUUUCAACAAGAAGUGUGGAAACUCCAUCAACAGAUCAACAAUUUGCAAAGAACAAACAGGAGUCUGAUGGGUGAAACUCAUGGAUCUAUGAACCUAAGGGACCUGAAGCAACUCGAAACUAAAUUAGAGAAAGGAUUAAACAAAAUACGAUCCAAAAAGAAUGAGUUGUUGUUUGCUGACAUUGAGUACACACAGAGAAAGGAAAUGGAGCUGCAGAGUGACAACAUGUAUUUGAGGAACAAGAUAAACGACAAUGAGCAACCACCAUCGACUAGUGAGUUUGAGACUAUGCCGCCAUACGAUGAUUCGAGGAACUUCCACCACUCUCAAGACUACACUCUUCGCCACAGGAGCUCUACCCUCCAUCUAGGGUUUGUAAAUGGCGAUCCAUGGAAGAGCUUGUUCAUCGAAGACUAA
Molecule: messenger RNA, 729 nt
Organism: Zingiber officinale
Lineage: Eukaryota; Viridiplantae; Streptophyta; Magnoliopsida; Zingiberales; Zingiberaceae
Product: floral homeotic protein AGAMOUS-like
Exons: 8
Coding region: 46-729 (227 amino acids)
Biological process (GO): positive regulation of transcription by RNA polymerase II
Cellular component (GO): nucleus
Molecular function (GO): RNA polymerase II cis-regulatory region sequence-specific DNA binding; protein dimerization activity; DNA-binding transcription factor activity, RNA polymerase II-specific
Source: RefSeq, a predicted model, not a curated record